UUUAUUAAGACUACUCUUCUUUUUUUUUUGUCUAAAUCAUAAAUUAUCAUAGGCAGACUUGGCUUCUGACUGUUCAUCUUUACCGUUUAUUCAGCAAAGCGUGGCAGGUUUGGAUAUGUGAGACGGUAGCAAUUAUGUCCAUAAGACAUUGUUUACCUUAUAUUGAUAUUUUAACCUGAUAAAAGAACCCAAUUCCAGAGAUUACCAUCGUAUGCAAGUAUUGAGCUCACUACGCGAUUGCCGAAGUAACUAACACUACCGCUUUCUAUCCUAUACUUGGAAUUUUGGUACUAUGAAUGACAUUAAAAAAUAAGAAUACAACAUUCAAAAAUGAUAUACUAUAUAAUUUCCGCAUUCAAAAAUAUUAUGGCCAAAACCGAACUGAUCUGUGUGUUUAGGUGAGACUAAAUACUGGUAGGCAGGUCCAUUUUGGACACGUUCCUAUGAAUUAGUUUUAUAUAUCACAAUACUCUUAAGGUAUAUUUGAAAAUUUCUCACAAUAACAAAUGUUGAUUCUCCGAAAUCAGCCCCAAUGGUACCAAUCUUUGUCCUUUUCCUUCAUUUUUAUAUUUACAUUCCCUUAUUGUCCUUUUUUCCUUUAUAAAUCCUGUCAUAACCCACACACCUGUAGAAGUUAUCAAAAGACAACCCAAACAGGGUUCGAGAGGGUAAAUGUCGAACGCAUUCUAUGCCUCAGGAAUGGUUCCGGGGUCGGUGGGGUGGGGUGGGGGCACUCCGUAUCUUCGCAAGGGCCUCGUAGGCCUUCUCGUGACCUUCACCAUGGUAGUGUUCAUCUGGCGAGGACUUUCCCGCUCCUACUUCAAUCGAAGACGUCAAACCAAAGACACACCCGACAAGGGGAUCCACGAGAAUUCCCAAGACGUAGAGGAAGAUAAUCUCUUCACCUUUGCUGGUCCACCGCGGCUGUUCGCGUCAAGGUCGGAAGACUUUCACGGGGAAAAUUCCCCGCCGCGGCCUUCCGCGGCGUUGGAAGGCCGCGAAGCGUGCACGGCAAGCGUCCCUUUGGAUGCGAAAGUGCGGACGAAUGAUAUCAUCGCACGCGAGAAGAAAUUAAACCUUGCGCGUGCUUUACUUCGCCGCGUCGAGGGUGUUGAAUACGAGGAAACUAGCGACGAUGAGACCCCAUCGGACGAGACGGAUGUUUCUCUAAACUACUACACCGCGACGGAGUUGGAGUUAAAAUCACGCGAUGAAUUGAUGGAAGCUUUUUCCUACUAUCAAAAUAUACAACAGAACUCUGUUGAAUCUGCUGUCGAGAAAGAUGGACAGGCGGCAUUCAACGAUAUGGGCAUCGUCCUCGCCAAGAUUGUAGAGUACCUGGAUAUUUCAAACGAACGUGAGAAGCUGCGCGUUCGGCGCGAAGCGAAGCGAUAUGACGAUAGAACGAAAGCGUUUGAAGGACUUCAUUCUUUCUCCGACGACAAGCUACCCCAGUUAUCCGAAGCGCUUCCAGACCCUGGGUUGCAUGCACGCGAUAGCUGGCUAAGCCCCGCUCCGGACGCCAUUCCUUCCGCUUUAAACCAACUUAAUAUGUUAGAUCGCAUGCUGGAAGAGCGAGACACCGACGAGGAGGCGUUUGAGGAAAAUUGGAGCAAUGGGGACAAAGAAGCGGAGGCUUUUAUGGAAUAUCUCCAGCAAGACGAUGCGGCUCUAAAAUUCUUUACGCGCGAAGAGGUACGCCGUAAUCGUCAAAACCGUCUUCGUCCAGCCUCCCAGAACUGCAUCGACGAUGAUGUGCAUGUGGUGGCCUCUGAUGGUCAAAACUUUAAUGAUGUCCUCGCUGCGAUAAGCGGGGAAAAGGUGUCAGAAACGGACGAUGACUUCAAUUAUGAUUUGUACGACGAGGAUAUCCCCGUCGAAGAGAAGGAGGAGCCAACGAAUUCAUGGAGCAAUAGUGAAAAGGCUGAAUUCGAGGCCAACCUAUCUCACUACUUACACAGCUUAUCAGAGGCCAUGGGAGUGACCGGGCUGCUAGUCGAGCGAGAGGCACUCCAAUUUGAUGCCGAGAAUGAGCGCCGACGUGAAGCUCGAAGGCAAUUGACUACAAAACAAGUUAAAAGAAAACCUUUAAAUAAUCAAAGGGGUAACGAUAACAGUGAGGAUGAGUGGGAGGACACUGAUGAUGACAACUGA
This is a messenger RNA of Phytomonas sp. Hart1, 2154 nucleotides long. The record is from the annotation of a GenBank genome assembly. Lineage: Eukaryota; Euglenozoa; Kinetoplastea; Trypanosomatida; Trypanosomatidae.